Messenger RNA from Talaromyces proteolyticus, 2028 nucleotides. Its product is annotated as putative glycosyl hydrolase. Lineage: Eukaryota; Fungi; Ascomycota; Eurotiomycetes; Eurotiales; Trichocomaceae. Gene Ontology annotation, biological process: carbohydrate metabolic process. Bases 1 to 2028 code for a protein of 675 amino acids. Gene Ontology annotation, molecular function: carbohydrate binding; hydrolase activity, hydrolyzing O-glycosyl compounds. The record is from RefSeq and is a predicted model, not a curated record. The transcript has 2 exons.
AUGCUCACUCACGACACCAAGAACAACCGUUUAAUCUACCAAUACGACUCCGAACAACUAUACAUAGAACCCUGGGGUCCCAAUGCCGUCCGCGUCCGCGCAACCCAUCUGCCUGAAUUUCCAACAAACCUAGACUGGGCCUUAUCAUCCGAACUCAGGCCGUCAACUCCUGUCCCGGCGACGAUUGAAAUCGACAACAAAGUCGAGGGCGGAAAACUCACAAAUGGAGCUAUUCAAGCCAGCAUCUCACCGCGCGGAAAGAUCAUCAUCCGCAACACAAAUACCGGAAAGGUGCUGCUAGAAGAAUACAUGCGCAACCGCAAGGAUCCGAUUGACCCGAAAUGCUCGGCUCUCGACAUUGAAGCGCGCGAAUUCAAGCCACAUCCGGGCUGCGACGAUUACCAUCUUACUCUACGACUCGAAAGCAUUGAUCGGAACGAGAAAAUCUAUGGCAUGGGGCAGUACCAGCAGCCGUUUCUCGAUCUGAAGGGCGUCGAUCUUGAGCUUGCGCAUCGCAAUUCACAGGCUUCGAUUCCAUUUGCCGUCUCAUCGUUGGGAUAUGGAUUCUUAUGGAACAACCCGGGUGUUGGCAGGGCCGUGUUGGGCAAGAACGUUAUGUCAUUUGAAGCGUUCUCAACUCGCGUUUUGGACUAUUGGAUUGUGGCGGGCGACUCGCCCAAGGGAAUAGUUGAGGCGUAUGCCGAUGUCACCGGCAAAGUGCCUAUGAUGCCUGAAUACGGACUUGGGUUUUGGCAGUGCAAACUGCGGUACCAAACACAAGAUGAACUGUUGAAGGUAGCGCGGGAGUAUAAAAAGCGAAAUCUGCCAAUUGACUUGAUUGUUAUUGAUUUCUUCCACUGGCCAUUACAGGGAGAAUGGAAGUUUGAUCCCGUUUACUGGCCUGACCCUGAUGCAAUGAUAAAAGAACUCAAAGAUCUCAACAUCGAACUAAUGGUUUCCAUCUGGCCGACAGUCGACAUCCGGUCUGAGAACUACGAGGAAAUGGUCGCCAAAGGAUACCUCAUCCGCACAGAUCGUGGGAUUCGCAACGGGAUGAAUUUCCAAGGAGAAACAAUCCAUUUCGACGCAACCCACCCCGGGUCUCGCAAAUAUGUGUGGGACAAAGCAUAUCAAAACUACUUUUCCAAAGGUAUCCGUGUGUUUUGGCUCGAUGAAGCUGAACCCGAGUACACGGCGUACGACUUCGACAAUUACCGUUACCAUCUUGGAUCCAACGUAACCAUUGGAAAUAUCUAUCCUCGUGAAUACGCUCGGGCAUUCUACGAAGGACAAGCAGCGGCAGGACAGCAAAACAUCGUCAAUCUGCUGCGAUGCGCGUGGGCAGGGUCACAAAAGUAUGGCGCGUUAGUGUGGAGUGGCGAUAUCGCAUCCAGCUGGGAGUCGCUGCGUUGCCAGCUCGCGGCAGGGUUGAAUAUGGGCAUUUCAGGGAUUCCCUGGUGGACCACAGACAUCGGUGGAUUUCACGGCGGUGACCCAACGAAGGAGCCGUUCAGGGAACUUCUCGUGCGUUGGUUCCAAUGGGGUGCGUUUUGUCCGGUUAUGAGGUUGCAUGGUGAUCGAGAACCGAAACAGCCUCAGCAUGGAACGACGGGCGGCGCGGGGUGUCUUUCGGGAGCGGAGAAUGAGGUGUGGUCGUACGGGGAAGAAGUGUACAAGAUUUGCGUGAAGUACUUGGAUAUCCGCGAGCAGUUAAGAGAUUAUACCAGAGAAUUAAUGAGAGAAGCGCACGAAAAAGGGACGCCGGUUAUGAGGCCGCUCUUUUACGAGUUUCCAGAUGACGCACAUGCAUGGACUGUUGAGGACCAGUAUCUGUAUGGGUCGAAAUAUCUUUGUGCCCCAGUCUUGUAUCCAGGACAGAAGACUCGAUCUGUUUAUCUACCCAAAGGCACAUGGACAUUCUUCCAAGAUGGUGCUAUAGCAGGAGAUCAUGGGAAAGAAUACAUAGGAGGAAAAACAGUUGAAGUCGACUGCCCAGUCGAGAUUAUGCCGGUUUUCGUUCGAGCUUGA